AUGUCGCACAGCGAGCAUCAAGAGCUGGCCCCAGCCAACGGCUCUCGUCCGGCCAAGCAUCCUGCGCUUUCAAGACCACUCUACGCCUUCGAUCUGCCUCCAGCCCUGCACUAUUCCCUCAAGCUUCGCUCGCACAUCGAAGACGCCGAGGCAGCGCACAUCCUCUCUGCCAGCGCCACCGCACCACCCGCCUCCACAGCCUCGCAGACAUCCGGUGCCGAUGAAGGCGCGCAAAUACGAGAGCCUUCGCAUCUCCGUGUGCCGCCCUGCUCGCUCUGUCCCGGCUGCGCGCCCUUCCCCUCCGUCACCGCACAGCGCGCACACUUCCGCUCCGACUGGCACAGAUACAACGUGCAGCUCAACGUGCAGAACGGAUCGCUGCUCGUCUCACAACAGGCAUUCGAAAAGCUCUCGGAAGAGGUCGAGAGUGCUAGCGAGCUCGAGUCGGACGAAGACGCUCCGCAGUCACGCUCCACAGCCCUCAAGACCGACCUCGUCACCAAGAUCCUCGCACGCACCUCGCUUCAGUCCGCCAACGAGUCUGCACCACAAGCGGACCAGGCUGAUCAGGACGAAGAAGAUGCGGCUGAUACGCUACAGGCUCUUCAGCUGCGCGCUCCUCUGCUCUGGUUCGUUUCCAAGGAGUCGGCUCCGGACGCCGAGCAGCUUCCGCAGACGCAGCUCGGCUUCCACCGCAACGUCUUUCCGGAUCCAGGGACCUCCGCCGCGCCCAAGCUCGCCCAGCCCGACUCGAUCGCUGAAUGGUAUGCCGCAUGCAUCGCAUCCAUGCAGACCGGCCGCAUCACGCGCCAGGGCUCCAAGCAGUCCGCGUGGAAGGGCAAGCGCAUCAAGUCCAAGGAGGUGCAGGAAGCCGCCAGAUCCGUAAAGAUGACUGUCCUGGAUGGUGAGGGAUUCAUCUCUGGUCUCUCCACCGCCAUCAACUCCGACGCCGCUGGCAGUAGCGAUGAGCACGACGAGUCCGACUCUGGCACCGACGACGCCGAGUCUUCCUCGGACGAGACGGUCGCCACUUCCACCACCAUCAGCCGCAACCCCGACCCACCUCUGCGCAUGUGGACGGUGCUGCUGCUCGGAGGCGGCCAUUUUGCUGCCUCGGUCAUUGCACUCAAUCCGCACGUGACCACCUACAAGAGCCGGCCGCGCGAUGGCUCGGGCGCACCUCGCGAAGACCGUUCGCUCAUCCUGCUCGCGCACAAGGCCUUCCACCGAUACACGACGCGACGAAAGCAGGGAGGCGGACAAGCCGCACAGGACGCCACGGGCCGCUUUGCCAAGUCGGCGGGUGCACAGCUGCGUCGUUACAACGAGGCUGCGCUCGGCGACGACGUGCGCGGACUGCUCGAUUCGCCGGGCUGGCGCGAGCUCAUCGGACGCAGCGACAAGAUCUGGAUCCGCGCAGGAGCGCGCGCGGCGAGGGGACUGCUGUGGUCGUGGGAAGGAGCCAAGGCGAGCAGGGGAAGCCCGCUCGAGGCUGCGCGCAACGACGGCCGGCUAGGCUCGCUGCCGUUCCCCACACGCCGUCCGACGAUCGGCGAGACGGUGCGCUGCUUCCUCGAGCUGGCCAAGGUCAAGGUUGAAUACAAGAGCGACGAGGAGCUCGCGACCGAGGAGCAGGAAGCACUCGAGGCCAUCCAGCAGCGCUCGCGCAAGGAGGCCGACGCAAGGCGGCGCGAGGAGAAGGCGCAGGAGCGUGCGAUCGCUCAGGAGAAGAGCCGAGCUGAGAAGAAGCCGGUGCGGCUUACGGAGGAAGAACAGGCGGAACGCAACCGGUGGACGCGGCUCGUAGAGAUGGUGCGCAAGAACCGCACCGAGGCACUCCUCACUUUCCUCAGCAAGAACGCCGACGAGAUGUUGGCGGGGAACAUUGAUGCCAAGCUGCCGGACUGGCUGAUGGAGCAGCAGGUGAACGACGCCGGAACCUCGGCGCCUGCUUCUCGGCUGAUUCCGUCGACGCUGCUGCAGCUCGCUGCCGAGGCUGGAAGCGAGGGCGUGACGCGGAUUUUGCUGGAAGACCAGCGAGCCAAUCCCACCAUCGCUCCCGAGCGGCUAGGUGAGCUUCGUGGACGUUUCGCAGCCGACGGUAGCACACCCGCGGUGGGAGGGGAGGAGAUGGCGCACCGCGCGGCAUACGAUUUGUGCAGCACCAAGGAGGUGCGCAACGUCUUCCGGCGCAUGAUGGCGGAGCACGCCGAUUGGCACGACUGGGCGGGCAUGGGUGCGGGCGGAGCGCGCGUGCCGAGUGCGCUGACCGACGAGAUGCAGGAGCACCAAACGGCCAAGCAGAAGGAUCGUCGUGCGGCGAUGCGCGAAAAGGCGCGCGAGAGGGCGAGCAAGGCGGCCGACAAGGCAGCCGCCGCACCGGAGCCGCCAGCUGAGGAGCCCAUUGCGGAGACGCCAGCGACGUCGCAUCAGACGACGAAUCGGCUGGGCGGCAAGGGAGCGGCGCCGAGGGCACUGCUGCAGCAGAGGGACGAGCAGCAGGGACUGACGCCCGAGAUGCGUGCGCGCAUCGAGCGGGAGAAACGCGCACGCGCUGCAGAGGAACGGAUGAAGGCGCUCAUGAACAAGUGA
Molecule: messenger RNA, 2592 nt
Organism: Moesziomyces antarcticus
Lineage: Eukaryota; Fungi; Basidiomycota; Ustilaginomycetes; Ustilaginales; Ustilaginaceae
Product: C2H2 finger and ankyrin domain
Exons: 1
Coding region: 1-2592 (863 amino acids)
Source: RefSeq, a predicted model, not a curated record